Seminavis robusta is the source of this 879-nucleotide messenger RNA. The record is from the annotation of a GenBank genome assembly. Lineage: Eukaryota; Bacillariophyta; Bacillariophyceae; Naviculales; Naviculaceae.
CCCAGUAGUAUCCAUUCUAUCCGUUCUUUGCGUGUGGUUCACUUUCCGCGGAUGCACCACCGUGCCGAGUACUUUCCUUACCUUACGCCAUCAUUGGGAACGUCUCACAAAUCGGUUCCAAAGUACAAAGAACACCAGCCAUGAAGAUCCUUUCGUUCCUUGUCCUCGCAUCAUCUAUCCUCGGCAUGGCCAUGAGUGCAUGCAGCCCCAACAAUAACCAAUGCGAGACAAACAGUGGUUCCUGCAGCACCACGGUGGAAGUCUUUUUGGACUCCAUCCAUCCCAACGCGACCGUGGGCGACAUUCAGCGGGCUGCACGAGCCAAUGCUCGCCUCUUUCGCUACGGCAAGUACUGUGGUUCUACAAACUACUGCCCCCAAAAUGGAGCAAGCCAAAACCAACCAGAGCCCUGCAAUGACAUUGACGCGGCGUGUCAGACCCACGACGAUUGCUUGGCUUCCGAGGGUACUACACCCGAUGGAGAUGAACCUGUGGACUUUCCGGAUCGCUGUGAUUGCGACAUUGCCUUUGUCCAAGCCCUGAUCCCUCAUACGCCACCAUUCGGCAGUCCCAACGAGGACCUCUGCGACGCUGCCUUUUAUGACUAUCAAAUUCCUGAAGCGGCUAUUAUGGCCUUUCCGUUUUGUCAGGGCGUGGCUCUUGGUUGUCCCCCAGAAAAGUUGGUCAAUAUCGCUGACUACUGCAUGGCAAUCGAAGAGCAAUUCUUGCCCUGAUGUGAGUGAGCGCGUUUGGUCGAUCAUCCAAAGCCUUUGCGCCGAGUCAAAGCAAAGCUUCAGACAGAACUAUAGAAUAGAAUCAGCAAAGUAGAAAGCCUAGGAGUCUUUUUAUGAAUAACGUAGCCCAUACAAUACAUUCCAC